AUGACGGGGCCCAUAGGAACUGGGAGCUUCGGCUCCUUGGGGCCUUACGGAGCAGAGACAGAGGCCGCAAGGGCGGGGAGGCGCCAGGACGCGGAGCGGCAACAGUACAUCACCAAAAUCCCCUCUUCUUCCUUUCUACGCAUCACACCAGAGAGGACAGACAGACUCAACGCUGCCGAUGCCCUCUUCGCAGUCCCUGUUGCCGAGCAGCAGCGACUGGUGGAGCGUUUUAUUGACUACGCAGAGCAGGUGAGAGGGGCCCAGCUGCACCUGCUGCGGGAGCACGAUGGCUCUCCAGUUGAGCAGCGGUUUCUGCAACAAGUCGAACUUCUUCAGCGUCCCUUCGCUGCAACGGAUGCAGCAGCAGACAUCACAGGGCAAAGCCGAGCCAACAGCAGCAGCAAUGGCAUUAGCUACGGCAUCAGUAACGGUAGCACCUCGAUGGCCGCGUCUGUGGGGACUAAGGAGUGUCUUCGAGGGCAGCAUCCUUCGUUUGUGCGUUUUCGUCUGAUAGAAGGAGCUGUCUCCUCCUUGGUGCUGGGCCCAGGCGGAGGGUCUGGUUGCGGGUCGCAGGUUCAGAUGCGGACGUCUUCGGGGUUCCAAGGAGGAGACAGCGACGCAGUAACGCACGGCAGCAGCACCAUAAGCACGAACGGCGAGGGAGAGGAGGAGGAGACCCUUUUCGCGUGUCAGUUGGAGAGCUUCUUGCAGCUUGCAGUCAACGAGAUAGCGACGAACGAGCUGAUGGGAUGGGAGGGGCAGGCGGAGACAAAGAACGCUGCAGCUGUGCAGCUGAGGUGCCGUAGGGUGGUUAUGGCGGGGGCCCUUGUCCCUCUGGCCCUCGAUGACACUCUUGUCAUUGAACACAAAGUGACGCUCCGCAGGGGGACUGUCUCCUCAACCUCCAACAAGGCACCGCAGGCCAACGGGGCGCCUCCUGAGGGGACGCCUUCCGGGGCGCUUGACAUUGCGGGGGACACAGAGAGACUGCGGGACACGCUACACCAACACGCCUAUCAAGGUUGUCUCCGUGUCCCCGUUACCGACCAGUUCAAGCCGGCCUUCACCCCUCUGCGCGCCCCCCGCGACACCUGUGACUGGGCCUCGCAGCUGGACGGCAGUGCCGUAGUUCAGUUGGACCCGAAGUUGCAGGAGUUUGUGCCACAGCUCCGGCAGCGGUUCCGGACGCUGACGGAGACACUUGCUGCAAUUAAGGAUUCCUUCGGCAGCCUCGAAGCCUUCGCGGAGGGCCACAAGCUCUUCGGUCUCCAGCGCGAGGUAGUAGACGGUGUCUGCGGGUACGCGUACCGCGAGUGGUUGCCGAACGCCAAGGCGGUGUAUCUCUUUGGAGACUUCAACAACUGGGACCGUUCCUCGCAUCCUCUUAAGCGGGAGCGUCGUGCUGUCGCUCCCUCUUUCUUUGAGGCCUCGUUGGGGGCCCUCAAGGGCGUUAAGGCCGACUUGUUAGCUGAACAGGCACCCGGCGAACAGCUCAGCUCCGUCUGGUCCAUCUUCAUACCCGACAACUCCGACGGCUCCCCUGCACUCUCCCAUCGCUGCCGGCUCCGGGUGCUGGUGGUGCCUCAAGAAGGAGAUCCCAUCGACAGAGUGCCCAGUUGGUCGCGAGUAGUAUGGCGCAGUGAGGAUUCCGGGCUCUUCAACGCAGUUCUGUGGAAUCCACCAGAGGAGGUAGGCGUCUUCUGCGUAGAAUAA
Molecule: messenger RNA, 1713 nt
Organism: Eimeria acervulina
Lineage: Eukaryota; Apicomplexa; Conoidasida; Eucoccidiorida; Eimeriidae
Product: glycan synthetase, putative
Exons: 5
Coding region: 1-1713 (570 amino acids)
Biological process (GO): carbohydrate metabolic process
Cellular component (GO): cytoplasm
Molecular function (GO): hydrolase activity, hydrolyzing O-glycosyl compounds; 1,4-alpha-glucan branching enzyme activity
Source: RefSeq, a predicted model, not a curated record